UAAGAAUUGAUAAGGCUUUGAAUAACAUCAACAGCCACAAGUGAUGUUCUCGCUGCAAAUCAGACAUUAUAAAAAGAAUUUUUUAAGUUAAAAUAUUCGCAAAAUCGGUGUGUUUCGAUCGAUUAGUCGUACAUAGUAACACGUUACUUGUUUUUGCACGGAUAAUUCGGGACGUGGUAAAGCUCAUAUAUAUAAAUAAGUGGUGGGUCAGUUCAGUUAGCAAUUUAGCUUUUCGUAACCACAGUUUUGUGUAAUUAAAUUUGUAAUUUUUGUUGAACAGUUAAAGGUCACUUUAUCCCAAUUAUGAAUCAAAUUUUGUGUUAUUCGAAACAAAUGAAUUUGAACAAAGCGUAUUGUUUUCUAUUUCCCUGAUAUUGACCCCAGUGUCACCCAGUCUCAAUCAAUUUUGAUAAUGAAAUUAUUUUUUUGUGUUGUUUUUUUUUCGUACUAAUGAGAUAAUUGGGAUACUUAGUUGAGAAACAAUGGCAUAUGCUACCUAAUAAUAUUGAACUUGAAAUUAAAUUUGUUUUUUUUUUGUUUUUUUUUGUUUUUGAUUUUAUUGAAAUAAAAAGCUCACAUUUUGAUUGAUGAUCUUAACGUUUUGAAUUCAAUAUAGAUAUAAAUGUAAUUCAUUCAUGCACAUACCGUCAUUAUAAUACGUACAAUAAUCGAUAUAUACAAGUUAUUCUCGUAAACAAAGUCAUAAAAACGUAAACAUUUCGAUUUACAGAACAAAAAUUGCUAAUCGUUUAGUGGAAAUUCUCAAACAUUUUUAAGGCGAAUUCAACACUGCGCGGUCUGUAAUAUUUUUAUGAUUUUAAAAUCACAUUCAACGAAACGACAUUAUAGUUUUGUUAUGUUCAACUUGGUCAUCAGAAACCUAACAAUAACAACAACAUAAUGAAUACGAAUCGAAUAUCGCUGGUGUUCUUAAUGAUUGUGGUGAACUUUUGCGACGGAAUAUUUGAAUUUAACGGAGAUAUCCGCAGACAUGACAAUGAACUGAACAUUGAAAUUCUUCAUCAUAAACUUGUAAAUGCCAUAACAUUUGCCAAAGAAUCGAUGGUGAGAUUAAAACGCCUCGAGGACUCAAUAUCCAAUUCAAGAAUCAAUGUUACGGAUAAAAGUAUUUCAUUUGCUCAAUUAUUAGAGGGUUUGCCCAAUGAACGCAGCAAAGAGUACGAUCGGAUCGGUCAGAUAAUAUUGGAAGCCAGCAUCAAAAUAUUAAAUGCUCAUUGUACAAAGUGAAAAUGGUUACAAAGCACAUGACUGUGCUCGGAUGAUUGCUAAGAUUCCGUUGCCAGAAUCAGAUGUUUUAGGACAAUGCAAUAACAUAGCGGAAGACGAUAAUAUAACGAUGACCUCAAACGUAUACAGGCGCUUACUACCAGCAGCAUAUAAGGAUGGCCUGUACAAGAUGCCAUUACAUCGUCCACAGCCGAAAAAUAUAAGUGACGCACUGUUCAACUCAAUCACAUUGUCUAGUGACAUCGAUAAGACCAAAUACAGUGUCGACGGCAUUUUGGAUCCCAUUCACAACAUAGCCGUUGUGCAAUGGGCGCAGUUCAUCGAACAUGAUCUGGUGAAAACUGUCGUCCGUACGAUGAGUAAUGAUUGCCCGAUCGAGUGUUGUGAACGGGAUAUGUCCUCGGCACCGCCACGCUACACACAUCCGUCCUGUUCACCGCUGAAAGUGGCUGGUAAUUUUGGAAAGUAUAUAACGUGUUUAAGCUACGUACGCAGUGCCAUCGGUGUGCAUCCAAAUUGUCAUUUCGGAGCAGCCAAUCAGAUCAAUCAAGCAACAAAUAAUUUCGAUUUAUCGCAAUUGUAUGGCAUAAACGAUGAGGUAACGCGUACCUUAAGACGAUUUGUAAAUGGUGAACUGUUGGCAUCCAAUGAUCCAGAUUAUCCAUGUUUGCCCACGAGUGAUGAUUCCGAAAAACUGUGCAUGCAUAACAGUGAUGGGAAGGCAUGCUUUAAAUCAGGAGACACCCGAGUCAAUGUGAAUCCAUACGUAACACCAUUGUACACGAUAUUUCUACGUUCUCAUAACCGGCUAGCUAAGAAAAUAAGGGCGGCAAAAAGAUCAUGGAACGAUCAACGUGUUUUCACAUUAGCCCGCAAACUGAAUACUGUCAUCUAUCGAAACAUUGUCUUGAACGAAUGGUCGAAAAUUGUACUGGGCGAAAAGAACGUCGAACAAAUGAUUGACGAAAUAUCGUCGACAUCACACAUUGCUGAUCACACUGAUCCACUGUCCAAUGGCAUUAGUAACGAGUUCGCGACGGCCGGAAUUCGAUUUUACUAUUCAAUGAUGCCGGGAGAGUGUACGCUGAAAAGGAACAUUGAUCACGAUUCAAUGUCAGACGAAAAUAACAUUAUUGCCAAGAUUAGAUUUGAAAACGAAAUAAUGGAAAUAAAGAACGAAUACUACAAACCGCGUAGUUUGGGAACCAACAACGAAUUAGACGUAAUUAUGGACGCAAUAUUAACCCAAAAUUCCAUGGCAAUGGAUUCAGCCUAUGUCGAUGAUGUCACCAGGUACAUGUAUCGAUUCCAAUAUUCUCAACACAGUGAGGUGGGCACAGAUGUUUUGGCGUUGGAUCUGCUCCGCGGAAGGGAUCAUGGAUUGGCGGAUUAUAAAAGUUACUUGCAAGGGUGCACUAAUGUUGCUAUUAAUACCUGGGACGACUUGAAACCGUACAUAACAGAAAUGAACUUUAAUCGACUAAAAUCAUUAUAUACCUCUGUCGAUACAAUUGAUUUGAUAGUUGGUGCCAUAUCAGAGAAACCAUUAAGAGACGCUAUCGUUGGACCUACGUUUGCAUGCAUCAUCGGUGAACAACUAAAGACGACCCUACGAUCUGAGCCAGAAAUUACAAUAUCGAACCGAUUCGCGAAGGACUUUACCGCAAACUAUGAUGCAGCCCGCUUGAUGUGUGAAACGACAAAACUGGUCACGGUGCCAAAAAAUAUUUUCAAACUUCCAUCCAAAACGAACACCUUGGUGGAUUGCUCAAUCUAUCGCAACAUCAUGCAUUAAUUAUGUGGAAAUAUUUUUGCUGCUAUGCUGCUAAUAAGAUUUAUUUAAGAAAACUUUUUUUUUGUUAUUUUCUCGAAUAAAAUUAAUUUAAAUUACAAAAAUA
Molecule: messenger RNA, 3146 nt
Organism: Bradysia coprophila
Lineage: Eukaryota; Metazoa; Arthropoda; Insecta; Diptera; Sciaridae
Gene: Irc
Product: Immune-regulated catalase
Biological process (GO): response to oxidative stress
Molecular function (GO): heme binding; peroxidase activity
Source: RefSeq, a predicted model, not a curated record